CCCAAGAUCAAUUGCCUUGGUAACACAACCAGAGAGGGAGAGGGGGGAGAGAAGGAGAGAGAGAGUGAUAGAGAGAGGAAGAUACAUAGAGAGAGAGGGAGAGAGAUUUGUGCCCACAAUGGCGACUGUAGGUAUGCUAAAUACCUCUGGUUCCUUAUCCGGGAACUACCUCUUACCCCGCGAUUGGGCCACUGGGUCACGUGGUAAAAGUAACUUUACAGGGCUGCUCGCAAGUAGGAGGGCUUUAUGGAGCAGAAAAACGACAAAGCUAGAAAAAUUAUUUUCCACUCCAGAAAUUAAUGAUCAUGAGCUCGUAUUUGAUGGAGUCUAACUACAUUGAUCCGAAAUUUCCUCCAUGCGAGGAAUAUUCGCAAAAUAACUACAUCCCCGAGCAUAGUCCAGAAUAUUACAGCCGUGCGAGGGACUCUGGCUACCAGCAUCACCACCAGGAGUUAUAUCCUCCGCGGGCGAGCUACCAAGAGCGCCAGUAUAACUGUGCAAGCAUCCCUGAACCUGACACGCCACGGGGACAUGGAAUACCCCAAUCUGCGCACCUGCUGACAGGGAAAGGGCAGCCUGCUUCAUGUGAAACCCCACAGUUGUCCAUGUCCCCCGCCACCCCACCGGCCGCCACCUCCGCCUGCAACCAAGCCACCCCGGAGCAUCCUAACAGCACAGCCUCCUCCAAGCAGCCGGUGGUGUACCCGUGGAUGAAGAAAAUUCACGUCAGCACUGUGAACCCGGGGUACAAUGGUGCGGAGCCCAAGCGGUCGAGGACAGCUUACACCAGGCAGCAGGUCUUAGAAUUGGAGAAGGAAUUCCACUAUAACCGAUAUUUAACUCGGCGGAGGCGCAUCGAGAUUGCGCACACCCUGGUUCUCUCCGAGCGACAGAUUAAAAUCUGGUUUCAAAACCGCAGGAUGAAAUGGAAAAAGGAUCACAGGCUGCCGAACACCAAAGUGAGAUCCUCCUCCUCCUCGUCCGGCUCCAACACAGGCUCAGCAGCCGGCGCUGUAGCCGCUGCAUCGGCCACUAACACAGGGGCCCCCGACGAACUGACCGGAGCGCAGCAUGGCGAGGAUAUUACCAGGUUAUAAACCCACGAGCCAGAAAAAGAACUGGUUAUUUAUAGAACAAUUCUAUAUUUUGUUUUGGUAGCUAUCUUGUGCGGUUUCCUCUAAGUCCAAAGUUAUAUAAAUUGCAUGUUAUAUAGCAUGGAUUACUGCGAACACCGUUGAAUUAUUUUUACGUGACACAGGGUUUAAUUUAUUUGAUGCUCAAUUAAAAUGUUUUUUAUUAAAAAAUGUUUUGAAUGAAGGAACAAAAAAAGUAGAAAAAAAUAUACAUUUUAUCAAAAUGUUAUUGUGGGCCGUUAUUUUGCCCUGCUGCCCAAUAAGGUGAAAUGCACAAUCUAUUUAUUUCAAACAACACUGGAAGGAAAUCACUAUAAUAAUAGUUAUUUUUGGUAUAUAAAAAAGCUGGAACACACCAUUGAUCUUGAACUUGUCUGUUUUGGAUUAUGUGUGAAAUUACCUCGUGUAUUUCAGAAAACAGGAGUUUAUUUGCAGUUUAGUUUUGUGGUGUUGAUGUUGUGUUUUAGACCGUUAAAAAGCAGAUUAUUGUGAAAUGCAAUAAACGGAGUGUAGUGUACUUGUGCUAAUCAUAUUGGUCAAUAAAACAGUGAGUGUCUACUAGUUUUAAA
Molecule: messenger RNA, 1702 nt
Organism: Notolabrus celidotus (New Zealand spotty)
Lineage: Eukaryota; Metazoa; Chordata; Actinopteri; Labriformes; Labridae
Gene: hoxc4a
Product: homeobox C4a
Exons: 2
Coding region: 300-1097 (265 amino acids)
Biological process (GO): regulation of transcription by RNA polymerase II; embryonic skeletal system morphogenesis; anterior/posterior pattern specification
Cellular component (GO): nucleus
Molecular function (GO): RNA polymerase II cis-regulatory region sequence-specific DNA binding; DNA-binding transcription factor activity, RNA polymerase II-specific
Source: RefSeq, a predicted model, not a curated record